AUGUCUGACUCCAACCACACCUCCUUCUUCCUAACCAGCCUCCCAGGUCUUGAGGCUGUGCACACCUGGCUCUCCAUCCCGUUGUGCGCCAUGUACGUGGCAUCACUGGCAGGAAACAGCCUGAUCCUGAGGGUGGUGAGGUCAGAGCCCUCCCUGCACCACCCCAUGUACUACUUUCUGUCUAUGCUGGCUGUGACCGACCUGGGCCUGUCUGCCUCCACACUGCCCACCAUGCUCACCAUCUACCUGCUGGGUGUCAGGGAGGUGGCAGUAGAUGUGUGCCUGGCCCAGCUCUCCUUCAUCCACACUUUCUCCGUCAUGGAGUCCUCUGUGCUGCUGACCAUGGCCUUGGACCGUUUUGUGGCCAUCAGCCACCCUCUGCGCUAUGGCAUCAUCCUCACGAGUCCCAGGAUUGCCAUGUUGGGUCUGGGCGUGCUGGUGCGCAGCAUUGGUCUCCACAUCCCAGCCCCCAUUAUGCUGAGGAAGCUGCCUUACUGCAGGAAUCACCUGCUGUCUCACUCCUACUGCUUGCACCCCGACGUCAUGAAGCUGGCCUGUGCUGACACCCACGUCAACAGUGCUUAUGGUCUCUUUGUGGUGCUGUCCACGCUGGGUGUGGACUUGGUGCUCAUUGUCCUCUCCUAUGGGAUCAUCCUCCAGACAGUGCUGGCCAUUGCCUCCAAGGCUGAGCGCCUCAAAGCCCUUAACACCUGUGUCUCCCACGUCUGUGCUGUGCUGCUGUUCUACACACCUAUGAUCGGCCUGUCUAUGAUCCACAGAUUUGGAAGGGGGGCUUCCCCUUCCAGCCACAUGCUGCUCUCUUAUCUGCACUAUCUUACACCUCCAGUGCUCAAUCCAGUGGUUUACACCGUUAAGACCAAGCAGAUUCGACUGAGAAUGUUGAGGAUGGUUCAUUGA
This is a messenger RNA of Camelus dromedarius (Arabian camel), 918 nucleotides long. RefSeq names its product olfactory receptor 51G2. The coding region runs from base 1 to 918 and encodes 305 amino acids. The record is from RefSeq and is a predicted model, not a curated record. Gene Ontology annotation, molecular function: olfactory receptor activity; G protein-coupled receptor activity. Gene Ontology annotation, cellular component: plasma membrane. Gene Ontology annotation, biological process: G protein-coupled receptor signaling pathway. The transcript is spliced from 2 exons. NCBI's taxonomy places the organism in Eukaryota, Metazoa, Chordata, Mammalia, Artiodactyla, Camelidae.